Messenger RNA from Octopus sinensis (East Asian common octopus), 732 nucleotides. Its product is annotated as caseinolytic peptidase B protein homolog. Gene Ontology annotation, cellular component: mitochondrion; cytoplasm. The coding region runs from base 1 to 732 and encodes 243 amino acids. Gene Ontology annotation, biological process: cellular response to heat. The record is from RefSeq and is a predicted model, not a curated record. The transcript is spliced from 2 exons. Lineage: Eukaryota; Metazoa; Mollusca; Cephalopoda; Octopoda; Octopodidae. Gene Ontology annotation, molecular function: ATP binding; ATP hydrolysis activity.
AUGGUAGCUAUAAGACGGAAACAAAAUGGUUGGGUAGACCGAGACCAUCCACUUGUUUUUCUUUUUCUCGGCUCUUCGGGGAUCGGCAAGACAGAAUUGGCCAAACAGAUGGCAAAAUAUCUUCACGGAGACAAGAAAGCCUUUAUUCGAAUGGACAUGUCUGAAUUCCAGCAUCGACACGAAGUGGCCAAGUUCAUAGGGUCUCCUCCCGGGUACGUGGGUCACGAGGAGGGAGGACAGUUGACGAAUCUACUAAAGGAGUGUCCUGAUUCCGUCGUCCUCUUUGAUGAGAUAGAAAAGGCUCAUCCCGAUGUUCUGACUAUAAUGCUCCAAUUAUUCGACGAGAGGCAUUUCAAAAGGGAUGAGUUUUUGGGGAGAAUAAACGAAUUUGUCUACUUUUUGCCGUUUUCUAAAUACGAGUUGAGAAGGUUGGUUGUCAAGGAACUCGAGUUUUGGGCCAAAAAGGCGAUGGAGUCGAAUAAGAUGACACUCGAGUGGGACAGUUCUGUGGUGGAGGUGCUCAUUGAUGGGUACGACAUUCACUAUGGAGCAAGGUCAAUCAAACAUGAGAUUGAGAGGAGGAUUAUUAGUCAGAUUGCCUUUGCACAUGAACAGGAGUUAAUUAAAGAGGGAUCCACCAUUACUCUCAAAAUUGAUGGAAAUAGUUCGGAAAAUGUUUGUGGAAGAAUUAAACUCGAGUUUUCACCAGAUUCAUCUCAUGGAUAUUGGUAG